Entrophospora sp. SA101 is the source of this 441-nucleotide messenger RNA. Lineage: Eukaryota; Fungi; Glomeromycota; Glomeromycetes; Entrophosporales; Entrophosporaceae. The record is from the annotation of a GenBank genome assembly.
AUGGAAAACUUUCUUGCUGAUUUCUUUAGAGAAAAUCCAAACGUUGAUUCUGGAACUUUCCAUAAGUUACGACAAAACAACCGUAUCAAGAUUGAUGGUCACGUAACACUUAUUCAUAGAAAUCUAUUAAAAAAUAAUCCAUCAGAAGAAAUUAAAGAAAUGUGGGAACAAUGUAAAAAUUUGUGCGAUUUGAAAACACAAGUAAAAUUAUAUAUUGAUAAACUGAUAUUUGAUGGAGAAAAAAUGGCUUUAGUUGUAAAGGGAAUAGAACCAUUUAUCAAAAGUAUCAAUGAGAUACCGCAUAUCACGGUUGGGACAAUUGACAGCAGCGUUAAACCUGUUGGAGCUAAUACAAUGUGUGAAUCAGCUUUGCGUGAUAAAAGUUCUCAUAAAGAUAUAAAAGUGAUUGAGUUUAUUUCAGAAUUAGAAAUUGAUGGAAUU